Messenger RNA from Sodiomyces alkalinus F11, 3321 nucleotides. RefSeq lists its product as hypothetical. The transcript has 3 exons. The record is from RefSeq and is a predicted model, not a curated record. The coding region runs from base 1 to 3321 and encodes 1106 amino acids. NCBI's taxonomy places the organism in Eukaryota, Fungi, Ascomycota, Sordariomycetes, Glomerellales, Plectosphaerellaceae.
AUGGAGACCGAGCCUGGGCGACGAGUCCCUGAUGACUCGCCAGUGGAGGCCAUGCAUACCAACACCUCUCCCCUCCAUGAACAGUCUCCGACGCGCGACUCGGACGAGACAUCUAAGAUAACCCACGAUUCCAUGGUCACCGUCCGACUUUCCGAGCCCCCUUCCCUGACCGUCGACACCACUUUUGCCGAUGCCAACGUCUCCACCCCCCAACGACCGAACACGGUACGACUCGACAAGACACCUCUAUCCACGCCUCUAUCCGAAGUUGCGGGAGGAGAGAGCGGGUAUUCAGACGUACAUUGUCAAGAGGAGGAGGACUCGGUUGGCCUUUCAACCCCUCUCUCGGUUCCUAAUGGCAUCCGCAGCAUAGAGGACGAGCUGUCAGAGAGUGAGGAACGCGACCGAGAGGAGGCGAAACAACAGGAGGAACAACAGACAGAGGAAUCAGAGGAGGGAAACCGCCGCUCCUCUGUGUCCGAGGAGGUGAAUUGGGAGCAGCUUCAGAAGAGCGAAGCUGAAGAACCAAAAGACGAGGAUACAGAUAGGUCUACGGCUAUGCUACUGGCAAUGCUCGAAAAAGAAAACGCCAAGCUGGCUACGAACCCCAAAAGCGUUAAAGUCCGAGCCGCCGAACCCUCUGUCUCGUCAUCUUCUCCACGACCGAGGCCCCCCUCCAUGGCCCAGCUGCGACAGAUGGUCAACGGGCCGACCCCGCCGGCCCUGCGGUACUCGAUGCUCCCGCCGCCGCCGAUGACCGACCUUGAGUUCUACGCCGCCCUGGUGAAGGACUACCAGCAGACCGCCGCUCGGUUACCCACCCUCCUCUCCAACAAGAUCCGAAAGGGAAUCCCCCCGCCGUUACGAGGCGUCGUGUGGCAGAGCAUGGCGGGGGCUCGCGACGCGGCGUUGGAGGAGCAAUAUGAGACGUUGUCGGGGGAAUCCAGCCCCUACGAACCCAUCAUCGGCAAGGACUUGGGGAGGAGUUUCCCUGGCGUCGACAUGUUCAGGGAUCCCGAGGGCGAUGGCCAGCGUAUGCUGGGCAAGGUGCUGAAAUGCUUCAGCCUCUACGACCAGAAGAUUGGCUAUUGUCAGGGAUUGGCUUUCCUCGUCGGCCCGUUGCUUAUGCACAUGCCGGACAAACAAGCAUUCUGCGUAUUGGUCCGAUUGAUGGAACGGUACGAUUUGACGAGCUGUUUCCUCCCGGAUCUGUCCGGUUUACACAUCCGCAUUUACCAGUUCCGUGAGCUCCUGCACGAGCUUCUGCCAAGCCUGGCGCGGCACUUGGAGGACCUGCAGGUUGACCCGGCCUACGUUUCACAGUGGUUCCUUAGCUUCUUCGCCGUAACGUGCCCGCUCCCCAUGCUGUUUCGCAUUUACGACGUAAUAUUCGCCGAGGGUGCGCCCGAGACCCUGAUGCGGGUCGCCUUGUCGCUCAUGCGGAAAAACGAGGCUCGUAUUCUCGCCUGCAGCGAGCUCGAGGAUGUCAUGCAACUUCUGCUAUCGCGUGGCCUGUGGGACUGCUAUCAUUACAACGCCGACGAGUUUGUCCAGGACUUUGUUAGCCUGACCGGCGUGGUUAGCCGAGAGAAGCUACUGCAGCUCGAGCAGGGGUGUCGCGAAGCGCAGAUUGCGACCGCCAACGCCGCCCGCACGUCGGACGUGGCCACCGCGGCGUCCCGUUUCCUCGGUCGCAUUUGGGCCGUCUCGCCCCCGAAACCUUCCAGCCUCAGCCCCGGCCUCUACGCCCCGUCGCGUCCGCUGAGCAUGCUGCGGCGGAGCACGUCUAAACAGAGCCUUGCUUCCACCCUCAAUUCCAUGGAGGCCAGCUCCGCCAGCGUGGCGAGCUCUGCUUCCACCGAGGCCACCGCGGCUUCCCGGGAUUCUUCGACUACCACGGCCGACGACACCGUGUCGACCAGGCAAGCGAACCCUACGAGCACUUUGAAAAACACCGAGGAGCGAAACCUGCAUUCGCAGAUCGAAGACCUCCUGACCGCGUUGAGCGAGCUACAGCGAAACCAUGCGCUUCUCGUCUCCGAAUUGCAGAAGGAGCGUGAGGAACGUGAAGAAGAUAGACAAGCCGUCCGAUCACUUCUCGAAGGUCUACGGAAGAGAGCGAGCAACGAUUCGGUCGGCACUGAGGCGAGUGCUGAGACGGUGAAGGUGAAGGCCACUGAGCUGGAAGAACCGAGCGCUCCACCGAUCAAGAGCGAGAGCGAGAGCGGCAGCGACAGCGGCAGCGACAGGAGCGUCGACCAAGCUAAGAAAAGGUCCGGUGCACAAAAGAAGGGAGAAAAACCAAAAGAACAAAGAGAAGGAGGAGAACCUGAAGAAAAAUCAAUACACGAUGAUGAUGACGAUGAGGCGGACGACGUCAACACGACACCGUCGGCGCAAGAACUGUCACAGCUUCUUGACGUCGUUGAACAGAGAUUUGGAUCGGUUGGAGCGGUAGACACGGCUCGUCGCAGGUCAUCGACGAUCCGAUCCAAGUCACAGCUGCAAGAGGAGCUAAGCCGGGCCAAAGACCAGCUGGCCAGCGCCGUCUCACAAAGCCAAGAAUACGGCCGGAGCAUUUGUGACAUGAGCCAAGAGAUCUCAUCACUGAAGGAUCAGCUGAAGGAGAGUCAUGCGCACGCGAGAAACAUGCACCAGGAUAAACAAAGGUUGGAGAGGCAAAUCCACUCGAUGAGGACUCGCACAUCGUCGGCCUCGUCGCGCGCCGAGACGAACAACAACAGGACGGCGGGGAGCGAGUGGCCCCGAGCAGCAGCACCGGCCAACGGCGGACUCCGGGAGUUGAAACUGGGCAGAAGCAAAUCGACGCCCGCUCACACGCCGGCGGCCUCGUUCAGCAAGAGGACGUCGUCGCUGCCGCAGCCGCACUUGCAGGAGACGAUGGCGCCAGGGCCGGUCACUGCCGCAACCACCACAGCACCACCACCACCCGCACCGCCGGGAAUCGACCACGACGUGUUGCUUCUGGAGCUGGUGCAGGCCAAGACGGCGGAGGCCAUCGCCAAGCAGGAGGCGGAGGAAGCAAAGCAGAAGCUGGAGAGUCUGAAAAAAGCCUACGGCCUGGGUCCCGGCGACUCCUCUUUGCUGCCGGUGCCGACACAGGGCGCGGCGGCGAACCCAGCACAGGCCGUGUCGGCGGCCGUGGGGGUUUUCAACAGGCUCACGGGAGGCGGCGGGGUGGAUGCGACCAAGACGACGGCGGGUGCGGCUCCCGCGUUGGCUCGGACUGCGAGCUCGACUGCGGUGGCGGCGCCUGCGACGGCGUCGGCGGGAGGAUUCUGGGCAUGGCGGAGAACAUGA